AUAACCCCUACGAACCCUUCUCUUCUCUCUUCUCCUUCCGACGCACUUCGCUCCGCCACUCUCCUCGCCGCAAUCAACUCCCUCACCGCCGCCAUUUUCCUCCAUUUUCAGUUUGAAGAAUGAGUUUCUGUAAUUGUUGAAGCAAAAGAAACAAUGUUCAGUGUUCGAAAUCUUCAUAGACAUUACUCCUUCAAACCCUUUUCAUCUCUCUUUCAACUUCAAUCCAAUCUCUUCAGAACUGUUUUGCCUUUAGGACAAGGAGUAGAGCAAAGCAAAACUGAUGAUAAAAUUGAAGCCGACCAUAAAGUUAGCUUUUACUGUUAUGUUAAACCGUUGAAUCUUUUGAAUGGAUCGUUGUGUCGGGGAAUGUCAACGAUGAGAGGAAAGAGUAUGCGAAGCAAGGUGGAAAGAAGAAUGCAGAAAGAGUCUGGUAAAACAAUAAGGGAGCUUCGUAGAGCUAAAAAAUUGACGAAGAAACUUAUGACCGACGAGGAGCGGCUCGUUUACAAUCUCAAAAGAGCAAAGAAAAAAAUUGCAUUGCUACUGCAAAAGCUCAAGAAAUAUGAGCUACCGGAGCUGCCUCCACCACGGCAUGAUCCAGAGCUCUUUACACCCGAACAGCUUCAGGCGUAUAAAAAAAUUGGAUUCAAGAACAAGAAUUAUGUUCCAGUUGGUGUUCGUGGAGUAUUUGGAGGAGUUGUGCAAAAUAUGCAUCUCCAUUGGAAGUUUCAUGAGACUGUGCAAGUUUGUUGUGACAACUUCCCUAAGGAAAGAAUAAAAGAAAUGGCUUCAAUGCUUGCAAGACUGAGUGGUGGGAUCGUGUUAAAUGUUCAUAAUGUGAAAACAAUCAUUAUGUUCCGUGGUAGAAAUUACCGCCAACCCAAAAAUUUGAUACCUAUUAAUACCCUUACAAAGAGGAAGGCCCUAUUCAAGGCCAGAUUUGAGCAAGCUCUUGAAUCUCAGAAGUUAAACAUAAAGAAAAUAGAACAGGACCUGCGGCGGAUGGGAGUAAAUCCCGAGGAUCCAACUGCAAUGGCCAGCAUCCAAAGAGUGGCUUCCACUUUCUUCAAUGCCAUUGACAAGAAAGAUGGAAGUCCUUAUGUUAACCGUGGAGACAAAUCAUCACUAAUAGAACCUAAUGAUGGUUUGGAGGAAUCAGAUCCUUCUGCUGAUUCUGAUCAGGAUGAGCUAGAUCGAUUCAUCGCUGAUAUAGAGAAUGCCGCCGAUAAAGAAUAUGAAGCUGAAGAGGCCAAAGAAAAGGAAGAGUUUGGAAGACUUAGAUAUUGGAACAGAGAAGAGUAUGGUGGAAGAUUCAGAAGAUUGGACGAUUCUAGAAAUGAUGGUGAGGUUAGAGGCUCAAGAGUUCGGCAGAAUAUACAUCCCAAGCAUCGGACUGCCGAUAGUGACGAUGAAGAGAAUGCUCAUUCUGACAAUGACGACGACGAUGAUGAGUGGCAUCCUGGUAAUAUUGCCGAUGACAGUGAUGUUGACAGCAAUUUUGAUGGCUCUGAUGAAGCUAGAGGUAGGUUCAAGGAAAGUAGGGGGAGAAGAGAGAGGAUAAAUAAUACAAGUAUUGCCAAUGGUCAAGUUAAUGGUGGUCAGAGCAGACACGGUGAAGCUAAAUUUAGGACGAAUAUGGGUGUACAAGAUUUUGAAUCAGAAGAUAUACUUAGUGAAGUUGAAAAUGCAAUGUGGGAGUCGGAUUUAGAGGAUCAUGACUCGGUACAUUUGAGAGGAGCCAAUAGCAAUAACUAUAAGAGCAGCAGCAGCGAUGAUGAGGGUCAGAUUGAUGAUUCUACUCAAUAUCAUAAUAGUUUUAAUGCACCAAAGAGUUUGAGAGGCAGGCAAGCAGGAAUUAUCCGCACUAAAUCCGGGUCCAGGGACGCCUUUAGUGGUUCGGAAGACUGGAUGUCCCAAUCAGAGGGUGAGGAGGACACAAGAGGUGAUGAUAAGGACUACCCUACAAGUCAAAAUAGUAAGGUGGUCAAAAGUGAUAUCCAUAAGAAGAGAUCACCAAAGGAAGCUGAUGAAGCUUGGGACAGUGACUAGGCCAAGUAAAUGCUAGACCAUAAUUCAUUGUAGUUUUUCAAGACUUUGUUUGACAAGCAGAACGGAUAGAGAGCGACUUUUCCCACCUCACGUUUUUCAGAAACCACUAUUGACUCUGGAAGUGUACUUUCGGACAACAUAAUUUGUUCAGAUGCGUACUUUAGGACGUCAUAAAAUCUGUGAUUUUUUUCAUAUUCGUACACCGGAAGUUAUUUAGGUGGGUGAAAAGUUCUGCCCGAAGAAAUUGUUGAUUGGUCCAAACAAAAUCAUCAAGGUUUGAAGCUUAAUGUAGUCGUUUUAUUAAGCUCUUUCAUGGAGUUUCCUCUUACUGUUAUUCUUUCUCACAAUAAUGUUACCUCCUCAACUCCUCAAGGUUCUAUUGUCCUACUAGUCAUGAUGUACUUCAUAUAUUAUAAGUGGAAUAACAGACAUUGUGCUAUGAGUUUCUGCUAAAGAAAACUGUUUCUCAGUGAAGAAAAUUUUCAGAUUCAUCGGAGAUAAGGAGCCUAUUUGGAUACACUUUUGAUUUUAGUUUUUUGCGUCCCAACACCUUUUUGUCGUAGCUUUUCUGAAGCCACUAUUCGUAGCUUUUGAGUAAUGUUCCGUCUGAUUAAUAUCUCACCAUGAACACACAACAAUUACCCUUCACUAUUUUUCAUAGACAUAUUUCUUGUUUGAAGGGUAUGUCACAUUUUUUUAA
Molecule: messenger RNA, 2749 nt
Organism: Medicago truncatula (barrel medic)
Lineage: Eukaryota; Viridiplantae; Streptophyta; Magnoliopsida; Fabales; Fabaceae
Product: CRM-domain containing factor CFM9, mitochondrial
Exons: 4
Coding region: 154-2049 (631 amino acids)
Molecular function (GO): RNA binding
Source: RefSeq, a predicted model, not a curated record